Anopheles stephensi (Asian malaria mosquito) is the source of this 6371-nucleotide messenger RNA. RefSeq lists its product as uncharacterized. NCBI's taxonomy places the organism in Eukaryota, Metazoa, Arthropoda, Insecta, Diptera, Culicidae. Bases 1173 to 2675 code for a protein of 500 amino acids. Gene Ontology annotation, cellular component: extracellular matrix. Gene Ontology annotation, biological process: cell adhesion; signal transduction. The transcript is spliced from 11 exons. Gene Ontology annotation, molecular function: heparin binding; integrin binding. The record is from RefSeq and is a predicted model, not a curated record.
UCGGAUUUUUUUUGUUAAAAUAUAUAUUAUAUUUUAUAUUAUAAAUAUUAACUAAGAAAUUAUUGUACAACAAAUUAUUAAAGGUCAGCAAACGCAAUCUAGGAUCUUUUAAAAGAGAAAACCGAGAGAUUAACGAUUUAAAGACUCAACUAACCCGUUUGCUGAACACAUCAAAACCUUUCAAUGUUAUGUGCAGCGUUUUGCUUUACAGCUCGUGCAACACUUUUCACCAGUCUGGUUCGGUAUUCCCUAAUGGCUACAACCCUGUACCGUUCUCACGCUCUCUUUGAGAGAGCGAGAGUGUAGAGCUGUGAGCGUGAGAGCAACAAAACGAAACGAGACCAAAAUAUUGUACCCUGCCAUUGGAAGCUUUUAAAAAGAGAACCUCGUCGGUUGUGCAUCCUUCAGUCACCAGCUAGAUGUUGGCCGUGUAGGAACGUGUUCGGAAUAGUCGUCUGAGCGUUUGGAAGCGGAUUUCUCGAAACCAAUUUUCACGCUACGUUCACGGCUGUGUUCAGUCGCGCGGGAAGGUGUUCGGUAGUGUGGUUCGUGUCGGAUAGCAAAUAAAAAACGACUUCGCUCAGUGAAGCAAACUUUCCUACGGGCUAGACUCCCUUCCUUAGAGUGUGUGGGGAAGGAAGAAGAGUUGUGCACCGGGUCCCAGCUCGGGCCGUGCUUAUUGCAGUGUCAAAACGAUUUUCCGUGACCGGCAGAUAUACAGGUCGAGCAAGUGAGUGAGUGUGAGUGCGUUCUCUUUUGUGCAGGUGCUGCUAGUGAUUGUGAAGAAGCACAAUUUUGCCAACGGUAGGCGAAAGUAUCUUCUGGCUCACUGUUUGCGAGUGGUUUGCAUAUGAAUGGUUGAUGAUUGUGAAGUGUCUGUGGAGUGGUACGGGUAGGUGUGGUGCAGGUGCGCUGUUGUGCGGGAAAAUACUCCCUUGCUGAACGUGUUCACUGGUCGCAGAAGCGAUCCGACAGUUGAUACAAAUUGUUUCUAAAAUGCGUCUGCACAUUGGACGCUCCCAGGCGAGGUGCUGAAGCCGAGUGUGUCUUCGUAUGUUGAAUUGGAACUAUUCGCAAAGGAAAUACAAAAUAGCACAGGAGAAACUUGCGGGACAUCCAGACUUGGCUUGGUUUGAAGCACAUUCAAUAUAAAAUAACUGAGCAGCGUCAUCAUGUGGCUGUACCGGUGGGUCUGUUUCUUGCUGGGAGGACUCUUAGACAUCACGGCCUUUUCUAUCAACACGAAUAAUCAGAUGUAUGACCCACAAAUAGGAGUAAAUUAUGAUAGUUGCACGGUUGGAAAUGGGACGUACUAUCACGGUGAAACGUUCAAGCUCGAUUGCCGCACACAGUGCGUCUGUCAGAAUGGCCGGCAUGCCUGUUCGACGCUGUGUCCACACGAGAAUCUGCCGCCACCCAUCGACACCUCGAUUUGCAUCGCACCGAAGCUAGUGGAACUGCCCGAUCACUGCUGCCGAGUGUGGCUCUGUGAGCAGCCUGCAACUGAUGUGAACGCGACCUGUUACAACUCGUCCACCACGCUGUGGUCACCGUGCUCGCAGAGUUGCGGUAUCGGGACGUCCACCAGAAACAUCACCACAACGCCUGGCUGCCAGAAGCUCAGCACGAUACGGCUGUGCGAGAAUCAUCGGUGCAACCGGCAGAGCAAUAAUUACUACUUCGCCGCCGGUGACUACGCUGCCGAGGGUAAGCCGGUCGCUGUGCUGGACGCCGGUGAGCGCGGCGAGGAUGGUCCAGCUGUGCGGGAAAACGAUCGCCGCAGUGUCGCUGGCCACAAACAACGGCUGUACGAUGGUGAUAGGAGCGGACGCUACGGUCCCAACAGUGUUUCUUUGCUCAGUGAAAACGAACAUCGAAGACGGAAGGGUCACGAGUGCCGGAGCAUUCAGCGGACGGCUUCCUCCCGGUUACGGCUUGGUCCGUGCGUUUCGCGGAAGCUUUAUCGACCAAAGUCCUGCAGCCUGUGCCAGGAUUCCAGCAUGUGUUGUGUGCCUUCAAUAACCACUACUAUUAAGGUUGAGUUACUGUGCCCUUUGAACUCGGGCGAUCCGUUCGAUUUCAUCGAGCACGGGUACGACCUGUGGGACAGUGCGUCUAUCGAUCCGCUCGACCAGGAGAUGCUCCAGUCCCGCCAGAUCCACAUCGAGAACAAGUUCGUCGACGUCCAGUGGGUGCUGAAGUGUGAAUGCGGUCCAAAGAGCAAAAACUGUCGGCCCCGGAAGUCAGCGGGUCAUCCCAGCAGAACGCCCGACAAGCAGCAGCAGCAGCAGCAGCAACGGCGAUUGAGCUCAUCCGACCACCAACCGCUGCCAACUGGCACAGCGGGUGCCGAGCAGCAAAGCAGCAACAGUACCGCAUAUCGAUCGGAGCACGAGGCACGUCGCAGCCAGGACGUGACCGGUGCGGAUCACCCGGGUGGAAGUGAUCCAACCGUCGACAACAAUGAUCCGGCCGACUACUACGACGGUAGCCGGACGGGUGGUCCCGGACCGGUCCACAAACAUGCGGGACACCACCAUCGUUCGUCGGUGCAUCGGCGACUGGUGCAUCGUGGUCCGCACCGCCGACAGCAGCAGCAGUUCGGUAGCUGGAACGAUGCCAGUUCGAUUGCGGACGGUAGCGGCGAGCUGCUGAAGCGGGUUCAUCGAACAUAAUAAACUGUUCCCGGGCAACUGUGUGAGUCCGCGGUGAACGGCUGCAAAUUCAAUGCGGAAAUGCAAUUGGCGUACUUCCGCUUCCGGGUUGGUUGGAUCAGAUCCCUGAGCAAAGGGAUGUCCUCGGAGGUUCGCCCAAACGCUGUCAUAUUGUACAUCGAUGCGUACAAAUAUUGCCCCCAAAAGAUGCACCUCUAUUAGGGUUUUUUUUUUCUUUUCUUUGCGAGUGUGUGAGUGGAUAAAGUCUUCUGAUGCUCUGUUUAUUUUAUUCACGGAAAUAAGGUCUCCACUAUUUCGGCACACAUCCAAAAACUUCAGAAAAACAUAUGCAAAUACAACACACGUUUGACGCGGGGAGAAGCCGUAAAGAGAGAGCUACGGUUGCGGACGACCAAGGAUCAGAUAUAGCUGCUUGUACAUAGUUUUUAAUAGAAUCUGAGUAGAGUGAUGCAGCAUUAGAUCGAUUCUGAAGAAGCACAUGAGGAACAGAACCGUGGACACUUGGACAGUGAUGGGUAGCCGAUACGUGUUGGGCUGUAGAUCGUAACGCUUUUGUAAGGGAGCUCAAAAUGGUGGAAGAAAGCUUUGUAAUUUAUUGACACAAGUACAUACACUAGUCCUUCCGAUACGAGAGGGCGAAUAUCCCAAGGCGUGCCGUUCAAAAAAAAAAAAACGGUCGUAAAUGGUCGCGAUUUUUAUUGACACAAUGAUAAUGAGCUCGAAAUCGUACCGAGCUGGCAUUUAAACCGUAAGCGCAAGUGAUACAAUGCUAACGUAGAGCAUAGAAACGUAGACGCAACACAUGCCACGCUAGUAUCUAUUGCCCUUCCGGGGCACGAAGGGACUACCUGGCCAUGCGGUAGUAGCUACAUAAAAAUGCGAAAAUAUAGCGAAAAAACCCGGGAACUACAUUCUACACAACCGCGAACCUGACCCGCAAACCACCAUAUCCUCACAGAAACCUCAAACAUAGGGAGAGAGAGAGAGAGGGAGAGAGAUAGAGAAAAAACGUCGCUACAUAAGCAUCAUCACUAUUAUCAUUCUACUAUUCUAUUCCCACACAAAAAAACCCACAGUUUUCGCAUGAACGUAUGAAUGGUUUCAAACUCUUGAUAGGUCUUUUACUGUUUCGGGGUGGUUGGGAUGGGAAAAUGUCAGCUAGAAGAAAAAAUAACUUGCUGAAAGAAGAAAAUAAAUGCCGACCGCUCGAGAGCGAAACACUUCCGGUAAGCUCAGUACUUGAAGCUCCCGGGACCUUCACAGUCGUCGUCGUCGUCGUGCGAAAAUGAUAAUGAAUGUAUGAGGUUGCUCUUCUGUACGUGAGUGUUUCGUUAGUUCAAUUGCUUUCGGGGAAGUUGGAAUGGUAGUUUCUUUAACGAUUGUAAGGUAGGUUGAAAAUGGUGCAGAAAAAAAGAAAAUUGGGUCGUGGUGCAAAAGCGUAUGCACCGCAUGCCGCAUAUUUGACCGAGUGCUUACGGUGCGAUAGAUACAACUUCAGGACCAAGAAAGGCGGAACACAAAGAAGAAACACGGCAACGCAACUCACCGGUGAUUGAUCUCAGAGCGGAAGUGGUGUGGUGAGUUUGCUUAUACGAAACGAUAUCGAAAUGUAGGAUGUUCGUAAAUGGAGGGAGGGGGUUGCAUUAUUAGUUCCGAGAAUUGCAAUACGUUCAUAUAGAUUGCAAUAGAAAUACAUAUCAUUUUGAAUGUAGUAGGUAUUGGGUUGGUGGCUUUAUGGUUGAUUUUUUUAUUUUCAAGUCUUCAAGUUUUAUUUUCUGUUAAAAAUACAUUUCACUGAAUUAAUAAUAAAUAAAUAACCCAUCGAUUUUCAAUUAAAGUUUCCCUCCAAGGAAAAUGAAUUGCUCCUAGCCUAAAAUAUUUUUAUAAUAUUGGUUCAUAAGCUGUUGAUUAUUUGUGAAUUUCUUUAAGAGGCAUUUAAAAAAAAGUUUUUAUUAUUCAUUUAUUCAUUCGCUGCCAUUAAGUUUUUAGUCUUUACAACUAGAGUUUCCAUAUUUACAAUAGUAAUUGAUUAUGCGGUAACAAACAAUACAAGCAAUAUUUGUCUAGUUGUUGUCAUACAGUGACGGGCACUAGAAUAAGACCGAACCAGACCAGUGGGGCGGCCCAGUGGUGGAGGCAACAACGACGCCGGCUGUCACAGGAUCGGGGUUCAAAUCCCAUCCAAAAGACCACCUACCCGUACGCAGGACUGACUAUUUUGCUACGGGUAAAAUUAAGUUACAGGAAGCCAAAGAUGGCAGGCUGAGACCUUUCAAAGUUGUAGUGCCAAGGAAGAAGAAAAAGUCCAGUCUUCGUUCAAAAAUUAUUAAAUCAUUAAAAGAAUGAUAAGAAUUAGAAAAAGUGACAAAGUUCAAACUUUUUUAAACAUAAAAAACUUACAUUUAUAGUAUGAAAACUGAAGUUCAAUUUGUGUUGCUCAUAUUUUCAUCAGAAUGACAAGGCAAUUUGGAAUUGAUUGAUGAUUGAUCUAUCGGUUAGAACGUUUUUCAAAAAAAAAAGGAAGUUAAAUUAAAAUUCUUGAAACAAUUUGUUGAAAAUCGGCAUUUAAUCCACAAUUUUAGGUUUAAAAAAAUAAGAUGAACUUAUUCUACUGUCCGUCACUGUAUCUCUGACCACGCAACAUCAAAACAUUUGUUUAAGUUCAGUAAUUCAGUUAAAUUAAAUUAUUGUUUAUUUCUUUUUAGUAAUUAAAUCAAAUUUCAAAAACUAAAACAGCAAGCGAUUAACUGUAGUCAUCACAAAGGAUGCUUGUGCAUUAUGGUUCACAUAAAUCUCAUGAACAUUUCUUUGACACCUUCAAGAGCAGGAGAGAAAAAUGUGUAACUCAAACGACGUUACAUCGUGAGAUUCUAAUAAAAGGUGACAAAAAUACCAAUCGAACGGAACGAAAGCGAUAUCAUGUUGAGUUUUCCAGCACCAAAGCAGGAAAAGAAAUCAAACACGAAAUACAGUUUAAAAAAACCACUAAUAAAACCCUAUACAUACUUCAACCUCCCCUGUCGGGACAUCUUGACGUGUAUUGCGGUAAGCGAAAGGGAGAAUAUAAAAACUGCUCUUAACUAAUACACAAUGCUACACGGAUGGUACAGACAGACAGACCCACACAGACCAUUUCCUACACAGUUGUACAACCACUACAGAAUUAUUUAUUCUGCACACACCGGACACACGCGAACUCAAGAAGAUGAUGGCACACACUCGGCAGUCCUUUACGGUCGAGCACUCGAAGGGGAAAUUUAAGAAUUCUACGUUGGGUGUGUGUGUGAGUGUGCUUGUGAUUAUAUAAAUAUAUCAUCAUUGCACGUACAUGUACAUAUGAAAAUAAUAGAAAAAAAAACAAACAAAACACACGAUCGAGAGCAACACCCGAACGCUAAAAGAGAUGUGUAUGAAAAUUCCAGUUAAAGUGAAUGGAAAAAUACAGCUGUGCCAUGGGUGGAUCAUGGAAGUGAGCAAAUGGGAAAACGCUUCUGGAAGAUGUGAAAAAUUAGUUGGAAAGUGUUUGAAGCGAACUGCACAUGAAAAACACCCUUGUAUACUCAAACAGUUUGCAGCUAUCAAUUAGAGGCGAGCAUUGAAGGGAAACGGAUAUGUAAAACAGAUAUUGGAAAAUGGGACGGACACACGAUAGAACAGGCGGUUGAAAGUGAAUAAAAGGAAAUUAAAAGAAAAAAA